ACUCUCCUAGGGCCCGAAAUACAAGAUUUCUGCGAUCAGUUUCCAGUCAUCCGUAAGUUUGAAGUUAGAUUAAGUUCUGAGGCGGUUGAUGUCAGAAGAAGAACGGGCGGGAGACGAACUCGUUCAGUUUGUGGGAACAUUGCAUCACCCACACUUUGCCAACAGUACUUUGAUGAUGGAUUGUGUUCCAAUCCAUCAAUCCGUGGAAUGUGUCGAAAGACUUGUGGUCUAUGUUCAGUCUGUGGGAACAUUGCAUCACACACGCUUUGCCAACGGUACUUUGAUGAUGGAUUGUGUUCCAAUCCAUCAGUCCGUGGAAUGUGUCGAAAGACUUGUGGUCUAUGUCCAGCUGUAUCUGUUCAUGGUGAAUAUUCACAAUGGAGCCCCUGGUCUUCUUGCACGCGGACAUGCGCAGGUGGGACUCAGCAACGUUCCCGUUCAUGAAGGGGAAGAGGAAACUGUCGCAGACGGGGACCAUAUACACAAUCAAGGAAAUGCAACACACAAAGUUGCCCAGUGUGUGCGAACAUUGCAGCUGAAGAGUUAUGCCAAAAGCACUUUGAUGAUGGAUUGUGUUCGAAUCCAUCAAUCCGUGGGAUGUGUCAAGCGAGGUGUGGAUUAUGUCCAGCUUGCAAGAAUGCAUUGACAGAUUCAUGGUGCCAAAAGUAUUUCAACGAUCGAUCAUGUUCUGAAUCUUGGGUCAAGAGAGCGUGUCGGAAGACUUGUCUCUCGUGUUGAGCUAAAUAUUCCAUACUUUUCAUGUAAUAACCUUAGUUAUCCAAUCCUUGGAAAAAAUCAAGUAAUUCCUACAUUAUAAUAAGUAAUUAGCUAAUUCUUAAUGCCUUAAUUGUCCCUCUCUUAUCAAAAACCCAAGGAAAUCUACGAUGUGGAAAAAAAGAAAAGAAAUGCGAAUUUCAAGGAAAAAUCUAAUAGAAGUUUCUUCCGGAAAUAAGUCAGCUGUGAACAGACGCAUGUUUGGUUACAAAAUCUGUUGAAAAAGAAGACUGGUUAUAAAAGAUAUGUUUUCGUUUUCUUUAAAGCAUGGGACAAAGGAAAAGUUCAGAGUUCUCAUGAGGAAUCCAACUUCCGUCCUUCAGAUAUUGUGCUAGAAUAAUCUAACACUGAGCAACAGAAAACUCAGUGGUGAUUGGGUAAUUACAGGGCUCAUUUGAGACACACGAGUCGCAUACGAACUUCUCAUGGGGACUCAGAACCUAGUUUCUUUGUCUCACGCGGGCGGAAAGACGAAAUGGUCUGCUUUAUCUAUCCAUUCCUGAGAUAAAGCUUGAGUCCAUUUUUUUUUUUUUUUAAGAACCGAUUUGUUUCCGAAAGUCAUUUUAAAGAAAAUAAAUGACCGUACAGCUGAUGCGAACCACUUAAUGUUUCUCUCUUUACAAUGAAUUCAAGCCAUGUUGGCCAUGGCUCCAACUUGGAUGGGAGACCGUAAGAUUUUCCUUGCGGUAACCUGGUUUUUUUUUUUAAUCUUGAUAAAUUCCAGUUUAAACACAGUUAUGUUCAUUAAAGAAGUAACAUUCAACUGGUUCUUGAGU
Molecule: messenger RNA, 1550 nt
Organism: Stylophora pistillata
Lineage: Eukaryota; Metazoa; Cnidaria; Anthozoa; Scleractinia; Pocilloporidae
Source: RefSeq, a predicted model, not a curated record